Lasiosphaeria miniovina is the source of this 174-nucleotide messenger RNA. RefSeq lists its product as uncharacterized. The transcript has a single exon. Lineage: Eukaryota; Fungi; Ascomycota; Sordariomycetes; Sordariales; Lasiosphaeriaceae. The record is from RefSeq and is a predicted model, not a curated record. The annotation marks the transcript as partial.
CAGGAACCACUUGAGGAACGGACCUUCCGGUACUGUCGGCCCACGAAAAUAAAUGACUACUUUGACGACAACCACUUAGAGGCAAAGGAACGUUCCGAACAACUUGGUCAACCUAUUACAUGUAAUGAUAAGAGGUGUAAGGAUAUACAGAUGCAUACUUUAGAUCAUUUCUGA